Fusarium oxysporum Fo47 is the source of this 879-nucleotide messenger RNA. Its product is annotated as RTA1 like protein-domain-containing protein. NCBI's taxonomy places the organism in Eukaryota, Fungi, Ascomycota, Sordariomycetes, Hypocreales, Nectriaceae. Gene Ontology annotation, cellular component: fungal-type vacuole; plasma membrane. The record is from RefSeq and is a predicted model, not a curated record. The transcript is spliced from 3 exons. Bases 1 to 879 code for a protein of 292 amino acids.
AUGUCAACAGAACAAGACCUACGCAAAGGCUGCCACGCUUUGAUAACGGGUAUCCAUACUUCAUAUGGCUACGUUCCAUCUACCUCUGCAGGAAUUGUAUUUUGUAUCUUGUUCGGUCUCUCUACCAUUUUACACGUAAUUCAGCUUGGCCGGUCGAAGCUUUGGUGGUGCGUCGUGUUCAUCAUUGGCGGUCUAGUCGAAAUCAUCGGCUGGGCUGGCCGUACAUGGUCCUCUCAAUGUCCUUACAACUCUACAGCAUUUCUCAUGCAGAUCUCGACACUGAUCAUCGCCCCUGUUUUCUUCACUGCUGGUGUUUACAUUAUUCUUGGCCGCUUGAUCCAGGUCUUCGGCCGCGAUUGCUCCAUUCUUCGACCGAGCCUAUAUCUUUGGAUAUUUUGUACUUGCGACGUGAUUUCCCUGGUUGUCCAGGCAAUUGGUGGUGGUUUGGCCUCAGCGGAAGUGAACAAAGUCAACGGCAACACAGAUCCAGGCACAAACACCAUGGUUGCGGGAAUAGUCUUUCAAUUGGCUUCCAUGAGCGUGUUUGUUGCUCUCGCAAUCGACUUUCUGAUUCGGUCCACUAGACGAGGCAUGUUAAAAUCUGGAAAGCAGUCCUCCAUUCCUAUCCUAAGUGCCAUGACGCUGUCAUUGUUAUGUAUCUAUCUGAGGAGCAUAUACCGCACUAUAGAGCUUUCGCAGGGCUGGACGGGAUACCUUAUUACGCAUGAGCGGUACUUUAUCGCGUUUGAUGGGGCCAUGAUGGUAAUCGCUGUUGGGAUUUUCAACUUUAUCCACCCUGCAACCUUCUUGCCUCGAUCAUCAGCAGAGGAUACUGGGGAGUGGCUGGAGAUAACGCAGAGAUCUGAAUUGAGAAAAUAG